Messenger RNA from Gorilla gorilla gorilla (western lowland gorilla), 1815 nucleotides. It is a transcript of the gene SYNGR2, whose product is annotated as synaptogyrin 2. The record is from RefSeq and is a predicted model, not a curated record. The coding region runs from base 442 to 1032 and encodes 196 amino acids. The transcript is spliced from 4 exons. Gene Ontology annotation, cellular component: neuromuscular junction; synaptic vesicle membrane. Lineage: Eukaryota; Metazoa; Chordata; Mammalia; Primates; Hominidae.
CAGGCCCGGCGGGGCCCCUAGCCCACGAGCGCGACAGGUGGCGGCGGCCGCGUCCGGGGCCUGGCGGGGAGCGGGGCCGGCGUCCAGCGUCCCGGGCCCCGCCUUCCCGCCCUCCACUGUCUGUCCCGCUGUCCCCUCCCGGUCCCGGGUCCCGCCACCCACCCCACCCCCAGCCUCGCGCCCCGACGCGGGGUGUCCCGAUCUCCGCAGGGAGCGGGCCCCUGCCUCGCUGGCAGUGGGAGGAGUUUGGGGGCAGCUCCCGGACAGGUGGCCCGCACGCCGCGACUCCCAGAUUGGGGAGUUCACCGGGACGGGGUUUUCCGAAGCCACGUGGGGUAAGGGAGGGGGCGGGGGGCGACCCAACGCCCGGAAACAGGGUGUCCUUCCCACUCGGGGCAGGCCACGGGUCCGCUUUCCCACCCGAAGUUGAGGGACCCCAAGAUGUACCCCCUCCCUGUCUUCGCCUUGAUCGUGUUCUCCUGCAUCUAUGGUGAGGGCUACAGCAAUGCCCACGAGUCUAAGCAGAUGUACUGCGUGUUCAACCGCAACGAGGAUGCCUGCCGCUAUGGCAGUGCCAUCGGGGUGCUGGCCUUCCUGGCCUCGGCCUUCUUCUUGGUGGUCGACGCGUAUUUCCCCCAGAUCAGCAACGCCACUGACCGCAAGUACCUGGUCAUUGGUGACCUGCUCUUCUCAGCUCUCUGGACCUUCCUGUGGUUUGUUGGUUUCUGCUUCCUCACCAACCAGUGGGCGGUCACCAACCCGAAGGACGUGCUGGUGGGGGCCGACUCUGCGAGGGCAGCCAUCACCUUCAGCUUCUUUUCCAUCUUCUCCUGGGGUGUGCUGGCCUCCCUGGCCUACCAGCGCUACAAGGCUGGCGUGGACGACUUCAUCCAGAACUACGUUGACCCCACUCCGGACCCCAACACUGGCUAUGCCUCCUACCCAGGUGCAUCUGUGGACAACUACCAACAGCCACCCUUCACCCAGAAUGCGGAGACCACCGAGGGCUACCAGCCGCCCCCUGUGUACUGAGUGGCGGUUAGGGUGGGAAGGGGGACAGAGAGGGCCCUCCCCGCUGUCCUGGACUUUCCCAUGAGCCUCCUGGAACUGCCAGCCCCUCUUUCACCUGUUCCAUCCUGUGCAGCUGACACACAGCUAAGGAGCCUCACAGCCCAGCGGGGGCUGGCAGAGCCAGACUUCAAGUGCCUGUGCCCAGAGGGCUUCAGUCAGCCGCUCACUCCUCCAGGGCACUUUUAGGAAAGGGUUUUUAGCUAGUGUUUUUCCUUGCUUUUAAUGACCCCAGCCCUGCCUGGAGUGGCUAGAAGCCAGCAGGCACCCAUGUGCUACUGACAAGUGCCUCAGCUUCCCCCCGGCCCGGGUCAGGCCGUGGGAGCCGCUAUUAUCUGCGUUCUCUGCCAAAGACUCGUGGGGGCCCUCACACCUGCCCUGUGCAGCGGAGCCGGACCAGGCUCUUGUGUCCUCACUCAGGUUUGCUUCCCCUGUGCCCACUGCUGUAUGAUCUGGGGGCCACCACCCUGUGCUGGUGGCCUCUGGGCUGCUUCCCAUGGUGUGAGGGCGGGGCUGGUGCUCAUGGCACUUCCUCCUUGCUCCCACCCCUGGCAGCAGGGAAGGGCUUUGCCUGACAACACCCAGCUUUAUGUAAAUAUUCUGCAGUUGUUACUUAGGAAGCCUGGGGAGGGCAGGGGUGCCCCAUGGCUCCCAGACUCUGUCUGUGCCCAGUGUAUUAUAAAAUCGUGGGGGAGAUGCCCGGCCCUGGGAUGCUGUUUGGAGACGGAAUAAAUGUUUUCUCAUUCA